CAGAAUAAUUUGAAUAAUUAACAGUGGAAAUGUUUGAUUUAAAAUAUUUAAGGAGGUUUAUAUAGAAAUGUACUUAAACCUACCCUGAGAAAUAUGUGACAACAUGCUCUGGUCUUUCCUAUCUAAUGUUUUAACUAGUCUUCUAUUGUUUCAUUUCAAACCAAACAAACUUACAUUUCUUUAAAAUUGCUUUGAUAUAUUUUUUCUAACUUUUAACUGUGUUCUAACUUUUUGUGUUGUGAGCGAACAGUUCAUCAUAAAGACAUUUUUUUUAAAUGUUCAGCCAUCUUACCUGAGCCGCAUGCUCACUCCUUUACAUCAGGUGGCGCUGUAAACAACGUGAUUCAUAUACGAGCAUCGACACGUCACAUGUCCACGUGUGAGAAACCCGGGUGUUUUAGAGCUCCUUGCUUCAACCACGAAUCCAAUAAUCCCUAAAUGGAGUUUUCAGAGGAGAAUGUGAGAAUCCCGUUCGAGCAGAAGGAGCUGGACGGUGUGUUUACGGUCCCUGCUGACGUCAGCGCGGGACAUUGCACAGCUGUGGUGUUGACGCACGGCGCGGGGGGAGACAUGCGCACCAAACAGCUGGAGAGCCUCGCGCACGCUCUCGCCCGGUCGGGCGUUCUGUGUCUGCGAUUCACCUGCAGGCCGCCGAACUUUCUGUACAGAAUCAGAGCUUAUAGCGCCGUUGUAGAGUACAUAAAGACCCAUGAGAGAUAUGCACCAAACAGCCUUUUCUUGGGAGGACGCUCUAUGGGUGCUCGUACAGCUGUUGCUGUGUGUAAACGUAUGUGUGAAAGGGAGAAGGAUGCAGUUCAAGGUGUUCUGUGUUUGUCAUUCCCACUGAAUGUACCAGGAAAACCACAGACAUAUGUUGAGCGGAGCCAUGGCCUGCGUGCACUGUCCCAAACUGCUGUGCUGUUUGUUUCUGGCACUGCAGAUAACAUGUGUCAAGAGAAUCUUCUACAAAAUGUUAUGCAUGUCAUGAAAAGCCCUUCUGCUGUUCACUGGGUCAAGGAUGCGAACCAUGGACUCACAGUACGUGGCAGAACAGAAGAAUCUAUACUGGAGGAAGUAAAUUCACAGAUUAUUGCAUGGGUACUACAACACAAAUGAAAUCAAUCUUUAUAAAUAGAUAAAUAUGGUUAUUACUGUUUGGAUGAAAGAAGAUGGUGAGCUGUUGACCCUAACCCUCUGUACAUAGUUACCGUAUGUUAACUGUUUUGUGUUACAGAUUAUGAAAGAAUAAUAAAGAACAUAAUUAUAUU
Cyprinus carpio (common carp) is the source of this 1268-nucleotide messenger RNA. It is a transcript of the gene tex30, whose product is annotated as testis expressed 30. The record is from RefSeq and is a predicted model, not a curated record. Lineage: Eukaryota; Metazoa; Chordata; Actinopteri; Cypriniformes; Cyprinidae.